GACAACUACACGGCUCUACACGUUGCAGUCCAAUCGGGCAAGGCUUCAGUGGUGGAAACGUUGUUGGGCUCUGGAGCUGACAUUCAUGUAAGAGGAGGCGAGCUGGGGCAAACUGCCCUUCACAUUGCCGCAUCACUGAGUGGACCUGAGUCGCGUGAGUGUGCGAUGAUGCUUUUGAAGUCCGGCGGACAGCCUGACGUCGCCCAGGAGGAUGGCGAGACCUGCUUGCAUCUGGCAGCUCGCAACGGAAACAAGGACAUAAUGAAGCUCCUGCUGAACGAGAACGCGAACCUGCACCUGAUGUCGAAUACCGGCGAGACGCCGCUGCACGUGGCCGCCAAGUCGUGUAACUACGAGGCUGCACAACUGAUCGUCACCCAUAUGGCACAAACUCUUAGCCCUGAGGAAAUUCGCAAAUACAUCAAUAAGCGGACUAAUGAUGGGUUUACAGCAGUUCAUUACGCGGCAGAGAUUACAACGGAUCAGCUACAUUUUCCUGGAGAAGAUGCAAAAUUGAUGAAUCUGCUGAUUGAUCACGGUGGACAGGUUGACCUGCAGUCGUUGAGCAGCAACGAGACAGCGAUGCACAUGGCCGCAAGGUCGGGAAAUCAAGCCGUGUUGUUGGCGAUGGUGAACAAAAUCGGAGCCGGAACGGUGCAAAUUGUGCAAAACAAACAGAGCAAGAACGGUUGGUCGCCACUACUAGAAGCGUGCUCCAGAGGCCAUACCGGUGUGGCGCAGAUUUUGCUGCAACAUCACGCUCGAAUUGACGUCUUUGACGAUAACGGACGAACUGCCCUCCAUCUGGCUGCGCUCAACGGUCACCUGCAAAUUGUGCAUCUCCUCUUGCAACAUAAAGCCUUCGUGAACAGGUCUGCUGGACAACAACUCGAAUUCAUUUUAGUGCCGUUGUGCUUCGCGGCAGCGCACAAUCACAUCGAAUGCCUGCGGUUCCUUCUGAAGCAGAAACACGACACCCAUCAGCUCAUGGAGGAUCGCCGAUUCGUUUUCGACUUGAUGGUUUGCGGCAAAGGCAACGACAACGAACCACUGCAGGAGUUCAUUCUCCAAAGUCCAGCUCCGAUAGAUACCGCUGUGAAACUGUCAGCCCUCUACAGAGAAGGAGCGAGCAAAGACCUUUCCAAUGUGGCCGUGUUUUCUGAGAACAUGGCUGUGGAGCUUCUCAGUAUAACUGCCACUGAAUACAAUGCAGCCAUUCUACUCAAAGCCAAAGACAAUCGAGGACGACCUCUGCUCGAUGUUCUCAUUGAAAACGAGCAGAAAGAAGUCGUCUCAUAUGCUUCAGUGCAGCGAUAUCUGACGGAGAUCUGGACGGCACGAGUCGACUGGUCUUUUGGAAAAACAGUUGCAUUUUCUCUGUUCGUACUGAUCUGUCCACCGGCUUGGUUUUACUUUUCUCUUCCCUUAGAUAGUCGCAUAGGUCGAGCUCCAAUCAUCAAGUUCGUCUGCCAUAUCGUUUCUCACGUGUAUUUCACAAUCCUUUUGACGGUAGUCGUGCUCAACAUCACCCAUAAAAUGUACGAGGUUACGUCCGUGAUUCCGAAUCCCGUGGAAUGGCUGCUCUUGUUAUGGCUGAGCGGUAAUUUGGUGUCAGAACUGUCAAAUGUUGGCGGUGGAUCUGGCCUUGGAAUAGUCAAGGUCCUAAUACUGGUACUGUCAGCGGCAGCCAUAGCCGUACAUGUGCUUGCAUUUCUUCUUCCCGCAGUGGUCAUGACCCAUCUUGACAACGACGAAAAGCUCCAUUUCGCCAGAACUAUGCUGUACCUCAAGAAUCAGCUAUUUGCCUUUGCUCUUCUUUUCGCUUUCGUUGAAUACCUCGAUUUUCUUACCGUCCACCACCUGUUUGGCCCAUGGGCUAUCAUUAUCAGGGACCUUAUGUACGACUUGGCUCGUUUUCUUGUUAUAUUGCUCUUAUUCGUUGCGGGAUUCACACUACAUGUAACUUCAAUUUUUCAGCCUGCUUACCAGCCACUCGACGAGGACAGCGCAGAGCUAAUGCGCCUUGCAUCUCCUGAGCAAACGCUUGAGAUGCUUUUCUUCUCACUAUUUGGACUUGUCGAGCCGGAUAGCAUGCCUCCUCUUCAUUUGGUGCCUGAUUUUGCAAAAAUUAUUCUCAAACUUCUAUUUGGUAUUUACAUGAUGGUUACGCUUAUUGUGCUCAUUAACUUGUUGAUUGCUAUGAUGUCAGAUACAUAUCAAAGAAUUCACAGGGCUCAAUCGACAGAGUUAGGGUUGAAAGUGAGAGUAUGUACCCAAAAAGCUCAACAGGACUUACGGUUUGAAGAGAAUAUCGACGCAUUCUCAAUGGGCGGCGGUCAUCAGGGCAGAACAAGCCCCACCAUGAGGGAAGAUGGAACAGUCUUCGACACUAUACGUGACAACUAUAGUCGAAAGCAGCAUCCUAAACCCGUAAUCUAUGAAGCUUAA
Messenger RNA from Ostertagia ostertagi, 2448 nucleotides. The record is from the annotation of a GenBank genome assembly. NCBI's taxonomy places the organism in Eukaryota, Metazoa, Nematoda, Chromadorea, Rhabditida, Trichostrongylidae.